Malus domestica (apple) is the source of this 1187-nucleotide messenger RNA. Its product is annotated as universal stress protein PHOS34-like. Lineage: Eukaryota; Viridiplantae; Streptophyta; Magnoliopsida; Rosales; Rosaceae. The record is from RefSeq and is a predicted model, not a curated record.
GGCCAGAAAGAAGAAGGAACUAGAAACGAGAACACAACAAAGAAGGUGAAGAACUAGAGAGAGAGAGAGAGAGAAAGGUGAGCAUUAAUGGCGGCAGGGAAGCAAGUGAUGGUGAUCGGAGCGGACGACAGCGAGGAGGGCCAUUACGCUCUGGAAUGGACUUUGGAUCACCUCUUCAAGCCUUUGGGCGGCGACACAGCUCCGUUCAAGCUCAUCAUCGUCCACGCCAAGCCAUCGGUUUCCUCCGUCGUUGGCUUCGUCGGCCCCGGGGCGGAGGUUCUGCCGAUCGUGGACGCUGAUUUGAAGAAGAUGGCUGCCCGUGUAACUGAGAGGGCCAAGGAAUUUUGCGCUUCUAAAUCGGUGACCGAUGUGGUCGUGGAGGUUAUGGAAGGAGAUGCUAGGAACGUUCUGUGUGAGGCUGUUGAAAGACACCACGCAUCCAUCUUGGUUGUGGGAAGUCAUGGCUAUGGAGCCAUCAAAAGGGCGCUUCUGGGAAGCGUAAGCGACUACUGCGCUCAUCACGUUCACUGCACCGUGAUGAUUGUGAAGAAGCCAAAAACCAAGCACUGAGUGGCCUCUGGGUUCAGUUAAGCACGACGAACGCAUAUUCGUGUUUGAAAAAUUACGAUAUUUAGAUAAUAAAUUUGUCCCCUCGAGAGUUGAAUCUGGAAAGGUUAUAUGUAUAUAUACUUUGUACUUAUGGUUCGAUCGUUCAAAAUGCAGCGUAUGGCAUGUAUUUUAUAGGUUGAAGGAUGAAGCUUUCAAACUUCUGUAUGACGAGUUGAAUCUUGACAAGAUGAAGCUUUCAUGGCAACACAACAAUUGAGAAAAAUGGAGCCAAUAGCCAUCAGUUGGAAAUUAAAAGAUUAGGCAAGUCAGACUACAAGUAAAGUUUGGUCUUCGGACUACAAACGCAGCAGUCAACUCUCUUAUUAGUGCAAAACAUAUAGAAAGAAUCAAGAUUCCGAGACUUAGUCAUCAACUACCGAAUUAGAAUACUUCUUUCCUGCUCACAGCGAUUACAAAUGACUAAGGGCUGGUUUGGUAUUGCUGUGUUUUAAAAAAAAAAAACUGCUUCUACUGUGAUGUGGGAAUAAGCAGUUGUGAAAUAAAGUAACGGAGUGUUUAGUAAACUUUUUUGUAAAAGUGCUUUUGGAAAAAAAAACAGUAUUAUAGUGUUUGAUAAA